CUUUUCUCUUUCUUUUUUCACUUUUUACCUUCAUAAUAAUAUAUAAUUUGUAAUUAUUAAAUAAUGGAUACUAGCCCAACAUGUACAGGUUGUGAUAAAGUGAUUGAUGAAGGCUCAGUAAUAGCCUUUGGUGACUCAUUGUUUCAUUUAAAAUGUUUCAUAUGUGCAAAAUGUUCAGAACCGGUGGAUUGUGAAUCGAAUUUAUUACUGUUGACAAACGGGAAACCUGUAUGUGAGAAUUGUUCUUAUUGUUGCAAUGCUUGUAAAUUAGUGAUUCACGACGAGGCAAUUAUGACAGGUGAUCAAGCAUAUCAUGCUGACUGCUUCAAAUGUGUAUCAUGUAAAAACAAAAUUGAAGAUCUAGUAUUUACUCAAACAAGCAAGGGUAUUCACUGUACACCUUGUCAUGAGAAACGGAGAGCUGAAAAACAAAAAAGAAGAGAAGAAAGAGAAAAGAGACUACAACAAAAGCAACGACAAAAGGACUUACCGAGUACCCCUCAGCGUCACAAUCAACUUCAACCACCAAACAAUCAGUAUAGCCGAUCAUCGAGUCGUUUAUUUGAUUCGCAGCUUGUUACUGAUUACAUAAAUAGACCAACGCAUUCUCGAUCGCCUUCACGAGCAUCAAAUCAGAAAUCACUGACGGAUCCACCUACGCCUUCGCGUUCUCGAAGUAACUCAAUUGAAAUUCCUCGUCUUUCACCUGAAAUCCCUCAACCAACGCCUUCUCGAUCUGAAGCUAUUCUUUCUUCAUCCAACAAAUCAUCCUCGCUUCAUUCUCCGCCCCUCUCUGUCGACGAUAACAAACUAAACAAACUAUCCCUCGAUUUACCUGCACUUAACCUGUCUUUCUUUGACAAUGAUUCGACUGAUUUGAUUAACCUGACAAAGAAACUGGGCGCAAACAUAUCACUGGAUAUAUACGGUAUUGACAAGGAAAAAGCAGCAGAAGUACCAGUAAUUGUCAAGACGACAGAAAAUAUCACACGGGCUUCUCAGUUAUUAGAAUCGUCAUUGACAGCCGAAAUUGAUGACCUGGAGGAGUUUCCUCGACCGCCUUCUUCUAACUUGAUAGCUGAUCGACUCUCUGUUUAUACAACAUCUUUAUCAAGUGCAUCAUCUUUUUCCUUACAACAGAAACAAAUGGAACAACAACAAGUAGAAGAACAGCUUCGCACAGAAAUCGAAAUAGCAAAUUCUAAGCUAAUGGCCAUGCAAGCAAGUUACAACAAAAUCAAAGACGCUAGUCGUAAUGCAUUGGAGGAGUUCGCUGUUGCCAAAGAAGAGUUUGCGAAAGAAGUGGCACUGCGCCAAAAACAAGAAUAUAACAUUUUACAUUUGAAGCAUCAAUUACAUAUUGCCUAUCAAUCGAGACAUAUGUCAAGAACAGAACUCACAGUAAUUACAAGAGAAGAGAUUGAACGAGUAGCAAAAGCCCGUGUGGAAUUGGAUCGUACAUGCAAUGAGCUCAAGGGAUACAGAAACGUCUUGGUACAAGACAUUGAAUCAUUAUCAAGACAGAAACAGGCUGAUAUUGAUAUAAAUCCAACUAUUCAUUUACAAGAGCAAAUCAAAGCAUUAAAUUGUGAGAUAAAAUCACUUCAUAGUGAUAAAGAUGCUAUACGUGAAGAGACAAGAGUGCUCGAGUCAUUAAGAGAUGAAGUUUUGCAUGAAAUGAUUAUGCUCAACACAAAAAAUGCUGAAUUGACAGAAAUGAACAAUGAUCUCUCAAGACGUAUGACGGAAAGAGAAGCUGGUUUUAUGGCAAACAAUUCCUUCCUGAAUACACCCUCUCCAAGCCUUUCUUCCGAGCUCACAUCACCUAUUGUUGGUCGAAAAUCUUCGGAAGCAAGUAUCAUUCGAGGACAAAUAGGACAACCUUAUGUAACAGCUACCUCUAUGUUAUAUCAACAACAACAGCAUAAUAUUCAACAACAACAGCAACAACCCAAGAUGUUCAAAUUAAAAAAGAAAGGCAACAUGUUUUCUAAACUUAAAGGAAAAGACCCUGCUGCUACUAUUUACGGCAACAACAAUAGUAAUUUGAUGAGCGGCAGUUCUUUGAGUCUGACAACACCUACACCACCCGCUAAUAAUAAUAAUGAUUACUUUAGCACAAAACCUGCAACCUCCAAAUCUUCAGCUGACUUGACAACACAACAUGGGUCACAUACGUUCUUGGCGACAUCCUUCUUACGACCUGUGAAAUGUGAAGCUUGUGGAGAAAAGAUGUGGGGAUUAUCUGAACUUCGGUGCCAAGGCUGCCAUUAUAUUGCACACGGCCGUUGUUUACCUCAUGUACCUCAACUAUGUUAUGGAUCUCAAACAUCGACUAGUUUAGAAUUAGAAGAAAAAGACACUGUAGAAGAUAUCAAGCUGUUCGGUUUUGAUCUGAGUCAAAGAGCACAGCAUGAAGAUAGAGCAGUGCCUUUGAUUAUCAAACAUUGUAUUCAAGUUGUUGAGAAAUCUGGUAUGGAUUAUGAAGGCAUUUAUCGAAAAUCUGGAGGUGCUGCACAAAUGCGAUUGAUACAUCAACUUUAUGAAAAUUAUCCUAUUGGUGAAGAGCCUUCAGCACUAGAAUUUGAUAUAGAAGAUGAGGAAGGCAUUCAUGAUAUCUGUGCAGUGACAAGUGUGUUGAAGCAGUACUUUAGAGAAUUACCAAAUCCUUUGAUACCAUAUAAUUUAUACUCUCAAUUCAUUGAAGCAGUGUCUGUUUAUAUAGGACAAGACAGACAAGACAAGUUUUUCGAGUUACUAUCGCAAUUACCUAAAGUUAAUUAUGACACGCUCCGAUUAUUAAUUCAGCAUUUGAGUCGCGUUCAAGAACAAAGUCAUUUAAACCUAAUGACAACUAAAAACUUGGCUAUGGUAUUUGGACCUACCUUAUUACGGGAUGAAGAAGCAAGCCGAGACUUAAUUGACAUGAGUUAUAAGAAUGCAAUUGUUGAAUUUUUAAUUCUUCAUGUACAUGAUCUCUUAUCAUAAAUUUUAUUUAUUUAUCCAUAUAUUGAAAACAUACAUACUUUGUGAGUACUAAAUGACUUUUGAUUCCAUUUGGCACAUUACACACUUGAUAUGCUUUUCGAUUCUCAACGUAUGCCUUUUUUUGAGCAUCAAGCUAAUUGCGCAAUCUUAUUUUAUACAGUAACUUUCCUUAUAACUUAUUUUUGAAUAAAAUUGAUAAGCAUAAUAAUAACACUAGCGCUGGAUUGGCAGUCUGCUACAGGUACGACUGCUUUCCAGAAUAAACCAUCAUUUCUAUCUUCUAGUUCCCUUCUUUCGAGUUUCUUAUGUUUGAGUAUCCAUAAAAGAACAUAUCGAUGCAUAAAUAUAGCAAGUUUUGAAAAAGUCAAAAAAUCGUCAAUUUGCCCUUAUGAUACUCUUACGAAAUCUUCAGUUUCAC
Gilbertella persicaria is the source of this 3406-nucleotide messenger RNA. RefSeq lists its product as uncharacterized. Gene Ontology annotation, biological process: signal transduction. NCBI's taxonomy places the organism in Eukaryota, Fungi, Mucoromycota, Mucoromycetes, Mucorales, Choanephoraceae. The record is from RefSeq and is a predicted model, not a curated record. The transcript has 8 exons. Bases 64 to 2988 code for a protein of 974 amino acids.